Neoarius graeffei (lesser salmon catfish) is the source of this 3028-nucleotide messenger RNA. RefSeq names its product zinc finger protein 345-like. NCBI's taxonomy places the organism in Eukaryota, Metazoa, Chordata, Actinopteri, Siluriformes, Ariidae. Gene Ontology annotation, cellular component: PcG protein complex; transcription regulator complex. The transcript has 5 exons. Gene Ontology annotation, molecular function: protein binding; RNA polymerase II cis-regulatory region sequence-specific DNA binding; histone methyltransferase activity. The record is from RefSeq and is a predicted model, not a curated record. Bases 384 to 2555 code for a protein of 723 amino acids. Gene Ontology annotation, biological process: regulation of transcription by RNA polymerase II.
GACAUAAGAGAGAAAAUAUUUAAAAGUCUUACCUUUUACAGUAGGUCAAAGAUGCUGGCAGCGGCUGUACAGUCAGUAUGAUCUAAUUUUAUAUUAAUUAGAUUAUUAGAACAAACUCUGAGUAUUUCUACUUCUUUGUAUAGCUUGGGGAACAGGCACAGUCUCAAUGUAAUGAAACCUGUGUGAUGACUCUAUGCAGGCAGCAGACAGUUAGUUUAGCCUGUCCGUCUGCUCCCUGGCCUUGGCUCUGGAUUGUCGUGGAUUAACUAGGCCUGUUCUGAGACUAUGAGCUAUGCUGCGAGAAAUGAGAGCAGCAUCUUCCCGAGUGGGAUGGAUACCGUCCCGCCCUAACAGAUUUGUUUGAUCCUUAGCUGUGUGAGGACAUGAAAACAGAGACAUCCAUGGAUGGAGAGACCUCAGAAGCCUGUGUGAAGAAAGAGGAGACGCUGGAGCUGAAUACCUACAGCUAUGGAGACGAUCUCGACAACCCACCUGAAGGUCUCUCCAUUAAAGUGGAAGAUCCUGACGAUAAAGACUAUCUCUACUGUGAAGUUUGCAAAUCCUUCUUCCUCAACAAAUGCGAGGUUCAUGGACCACCCCUCUUCAUCCCCGAUACUCCUGUUCCCAUGGGAGUCCCUGACCGAGCCAGACAAACACUUCCUCCUGGACUAGAAAUCCAGAAGUCCAGUAUUCCUGAUGCAGGCCUGGGAGUGUUCAAUAAGGGAGAGACUGUUCCAGUAGGUGCACACUUCGGCCCCUGCCAGGGAGAGCUGGUGAACCGAGAGGAAGCCAAGAACAGUGGAGACUCCUCGGUUGUAUACAGGAGCAUGCAGUGUGAAGAAUACAUCGAUGCCAAAAGAGAGACGCAUGUGAAUUGGAUGAGGUAUGUGAAUUGUGCCCGUAAUGAAGAAGAACAGAAUCUUGUGGCAUUUGAGUAUCAAGGGGGAAUUCUGUAUCGUUGCUGUCGAUCCAUUAACCCAGGACAGGAGCUCUUGGUGUGGUAUGAAGAGGAGUACACCAAAGAACUCAGUCCUGCACCUACAGGAACAACCAGACAGCAAGAAGUAAAGAAUGCUCUGCUGCAAGUCUUUUCAUGCUCCACAUGCCCUCGUUCCGAUGCAUCUCCAAUUUACCUCGACAAGCAUAUCCAGAGAUGCCACUAUGAAGAGUACAUGAGACUGCGAGAAUCAGGAGAGAUUAAAUAUAAGCUUCAGAUCCCCUCCAAAUGCUCCAGUCGUCAACCAACAUCAACUGAUAUUAUCCAUUCUGAUACUUCCCAUAAUGAUAUACAGAAGGAAAUUCACCACUGCUCAGAUUGUGGAAAGAGUUUUAGUUAUCAGAAUGCACUCAAGACACACCAGCGCAUUCACACAGGAGGAGAUCCACAUCACUGCUCACAGUGUGGUAGGAAUUUUACUUACCAGAGUGCUCUCAAAACACAACAGCGCUUUCACACAGGAGAGAAGCCGUAUCACUGCUCACAGUGUGGAAAGAGUUUUACUCGUCAGAGUCAUCUCCGACUACACCAGCGCAUUCACACAGGAGAGAAGCCGUAUCACUGCUCACAGUGUGGAAAGAGUUUUACUCAGCAGAGUACUCUCCAAAUACACCAGCGCAUUCACACAGGAGAGAAGCCGUAUCACUGCUCACAGUGUGGGAAGAGUUUUACUCGUCAGAGUCAUCUCCAACAACACCAGCGCAUUCACACAGGAGAGAAGCCGUAUCACUGCUCACAGUGUGGGAAAAGUUUUACUCAGCAGAGUGCUCUCCAAAUACACCAGCGCAUUCACACAGGAGAGAAGCCGUAUCACUGCUCACAGUGUGGGAAGAGUUUUACUAGUCAGAGUGAUCUCCAACGACACCAGCGCAUUCACACAGGAGAGAAGCCGUAUCACUGCUCACAGUGUGGGAAGAGUUUUACUCAUCAGAGUGCUCUCCAACAACACCAGCGCAUUCACACAGGAGAGAAGCCGUAUCACUGCUCACAGUGUGGAAAGAGUUUUACUCAUCAGAGUCAUCUCCAAACACACCAGCGCAUUCACACAGGAGAGAAGCCGUAUCACUGCUCACAGUGUGGAAAGAGUUUUACUCGUCAGAGUCAUCUCCGACUACACCAGCGCAUUCACACAGGAGAGAAGCCGUAUCACUGCUCACAGUGUGGAAAGAGUUUUACUCAGCAGAGUACUCUCCAAAUACACCAGCGCAUUCACACAGGAGAGAAGCCGUAUCACUGCUCACAGUGUGGGAAGAGUUUUACUUGUCAGAGUCACUUCCAAACACACCAGCGCAUUCACACAGGAGAGAAGCCGUAUCACUGCUCACAGUGUGGAAAGAGUUUUACUCGUCAGAGUCAUCUCCGACUACACCAGCGCAUUCACACAGGAGAGAAGCCGUAUCACUGCUCACAGUGUGGAAAGAGUUUUACUCAGCAGAGUACUCUCCAAAUACACCAGCGCAUUCACACAGGAGAGAAGCCGUAUCACUGCUCACAGUGUGGGAAGAGUUUUACUCGUCAGAGUCAUCUCCAACAACACCAGCGCAUUCACACAGGAUAGAAGCCGUAUCACUGCUCACAGUGUGGGAAGAUGUUUGCUUGUUUAGUUACAUUUAAGACCUUCAAGUGCACUAACUCAGAGACACUGCAUGAUUUAAAGUUGUUAAAUUAAAUAUGGUUGUUACAGUUUUAACUGAAAAUGACCUGUACUUUGAACUUUAUUGUUCAUGUUACACUGGUCAACAAUUUUUCAGAAGUUGUCUGCUUCAGAGAUGAAAUUGGCUAUUAUGAAAUUUGGUGUGUUGAAUUAGAAGUGACAGUUAAUCAGCUGAUUGGCUAUGGCUUCCAAGAUAUUUAAGAUUUUAAAUUUUAUACUUAUGUACAUUGUGUAGAUCAUAAUGUUUUAAAUAUAAAUUGUAAAACUAGGUCUCUUCAUGUGUUUAUGGUCAGUUUACAUGAUAUUUCACCUGUUCUCUUUGUUACACUAGAAAAUCAGCAAAAAGUUUAUAUAAAUAAAAUGUAUUAUGAACCAAA